Messenger RNA from Colletotrichum karsti, 1746 nucleotides. RefSeq lists its product as uncharacterized. The coding region runs from base 1 to 1746 and encodes 581 amino acids. NCBI's taxonomy places the organism in Eukaryota, Fungi, Ascomycota, Sordariomycetes, Glomerellales, Glomerellaceae. The transcript has 5 exons. The record is from RefSeq and is a predicted model, not a curated record.
AUGGCUGACGACGACUCUUCUGACCUGUCGUCCUUGUCAUCGCUAUCGCCGCCCCCAUCGGACAUCGAGUCCGACGCUGCUCCCGAGCCUGAAUCUAAGAAGGAUGGCAUUCUGAAGUUCUUCCCCAAGCUCGCCAAAGGCAAGAAGCCCUCCGUCGGCAAGAAGGAAGCUUCACCGCCUCCGCGCAAGCGAUCGCCCUCCCCUCCUCAUGAGAAUGCCUUCGAGGACAACCCAGACAUCGCAUUCCUUGUGAUGUUCCGCAGCCGAUUCAACGAAGCUUUCCCCAAGUCACUAGCCAACUUUGGUCCACAAGAGCUCGAGCGCGAUAUCAUCGACAACCCACCUGGCGAACGAGUCGAAGCAUUCCUCUGCGCCCUCCUGUUCUUGCUUCUCAACCGUAAACAGGACGUCAAGGCUGGCCAAUACUCCAAGGCCCUUGACGAUGCACUCGCUGCGCACAAAUCUCAGUGGCCGUCGUCGUGGAAGGGCGUCAAUCCUUUAUCAGGCGGGAACACAUUCCACACCCUCGCACCCACACAGAGACUCUCGCUUCUCCGGGCGCUGGCGCUGUGGUCCCUCUCAGCCUCCGAAACUGUCAAGACGAUUAUCAAUAAGUCCUAUAAGGGCAACCGCCACGAAGACGACUUGAACCAACCACUCUCCGUCCAGCCGUGGGGCUCUGAUAGUGACAAGAGACGCUACUUCUUGGUCGAGGGUUUGGACGACACCGCUUUCCGUGUGUACAGAGAAAGCAAUCCGGCCGGCUUCAACCGCACCUGGUGGUCAGUGGCAGGAUCAAUCGACGAGAUCAAGGCCCUUGCAGAGAAGCUGGAGACUAAGGAUGGCGGGCCCAAGGCCAGGAGGCUUGCGAACCAGAUGAUGCAGGCCAUUCCUCGGUUCGAGGCCACAGAGGAGAAACGCAGACGCAGAGAAUACCGCCAGGCCCAAAAGGCUCGUUUCAAGCGCCCAGAGCCUGGCUUCUCCACAUACGAGGGCCGCACUAGAGGCAAGAGGGUCAGAUACAACUACGACGAGGACGAGGACGACUUCCUCACGGACUCGUCUUACAGACGCUCAGCACGCAACACCGGCACCAACACGCCCGCAGAACCUGCUGGGCCAGUCACGACUGCUAGUGGGCGGCAGAUUAAAGCUCCAACUCGACUCAACGCAAGCAGCGCGGCCGGCAGUGUCAACGGAGACUCUGGUGACUCUCGUCAGCCAUCUCCUGGCGUAGGCGCAACUGGCAGGCCGCGUAGAGCUGCGGCAGUAAACCACGGCACAAACGGUUGGUCAUCCAAAGGCACUCGCUCUCGUGGUCAGGGUACGACAGAUGAGGAUGAAGACGACAGUGAACCUGACCUUGGCGAUGACGAGGAAGACCACGUUCCGGACGAGAGUGAGGAAGAAGAAGACGACUCGGACGAAGACGUAGAGAUGCUAGAUGACGACGUGGUUGAGGAACCAAAGAAGAGUUUGAUCGUCAAGCUGUCGGUCAAGAAGUCACCGACCUCAGCCAAGACGACGAUGGUUACGCCUGCUCCAGAGGACGGAAAAGCCAGCAGCGAACCUGCGGAUGAGAUCAUCGCCAAACCCAAGGAAAAGACGCCCGAGCCCGUGAUCAACGUGGCUACCAACAAGCAGCCCCUGAGUCCUGGUGCAGGACAGACUUCUCUGGCUUUUAGAGGAAGCCCAGACAAGCCUCAGUCCUUGCCGCAGACCGUGGACGUUGGCUCUCACGAGUAG